AUGACCCCCUCUCCCCCCCCCCCCCCCCCCCCCUCCUUUCCCCCCCCCCGCCUAUCCCAGCGCCUCCAUCUCAACCGCGGCGCCACUCAUUUCCUCCGUAAGUACCCCCACAUCUUUAACAUUUUCCACCACCCUAUCAAAUUACAACCUUAUUGUACACUGACGGAAACCGCCCUCAAAAUCACCCAACAAGAGGCUACAGCUAUCAAUGCUACUUUACCACUUGUAGUAACCCGUUUGGUGCGUUUAUUGUCGAUUUCAGUGACUAAAUCAUUGCCCCUUAGAGCCAUUUUCAAGGUUUUUAGGGAACUUGGGUUGCCUGAUGAUUUUGAGGAAAGUGUAAUCUUGAAAAAAUCUGAUCUUUUUGCACUUGUUGAUAGUGAUAAUGAACCGAACACUCAUUUGUUGAAACUUGUCGGGGAUAUACCAAAGGGGGAGUUAGUGGCUGCUGUUGAUAAUUGGAGGGUAGUGGAAUGUUGUAAAGAGGAUUGUGGGGUUGAUAGGAAUGAGAUUUUGUUUAGUUUUAAGCAUAGUUAUCCACCAGGGAUGAAGUUGAAGAGGAAUUUUAAGGCAAAGGUUAAAGAAUGGCAGCAGUUGAGGUAUGUGGGGCCGUAUGAGGCUGUGGAGAUUGGAAAGAAGAGGAAAAAUAAGAUUGGGAUGAUGGAGAUGGAGAAGAGGGCAGUUGGUCAUGACCAUGGCGUCCGGGUCAGCUUUCGCGCACCUCAUCUAAUUACACAGGAUACUUGUCACCUCCCACCAACAACAGGUACCAGAUCCUUGCAUUUUAACCGUCUUUUUCCUUUCUUAUGGCUUCUUAUAUCUGUGUUUGUUUUCUUUGGUUCUUGGUGGACUAAGUGCCUUCCUUCUCAAUGUUGUAGUCCUGAAUUUUUGUCUAUAGAUCUCUAUAAUUACUUUGCAAUGUAUACCAUAUUUGCUCAGUAA
This is a messenger RNA of Solanum tuberosum (potato), 942 nucleotides long. RefSeq names its product protein ROOT PRIMORDIUM DEFECTIVE 1-like. The transcript is spliced from 3 exons. The record is from RefSeq and is a predicted model, not a curated record. The coding region runs from base 1 to 942 and encodes 313 amino acids. NCBI's taxonomy places the organism in Eukaryota, Viridiplantae, Streptophyta, Magnoliopsida, Solanales, Solanaceae. Gene Ontology annotation, molecular function: RNA binding.